UUUAGAAGAUAUAUGCAUUAAAAAUUUACAGUCUCACUAUACCACCAAUACGGAUCAACUACUCUGAUGACAUCAUUCUGCACUUCAGCUUCUCAUCAGAUUUUCUGUCCAAUCAAAUGCUCUCUUGAAUCUAAAGUGUCCCGCCCCCAACAGUUGUAGGUUUCCUGGCUUUGAGGUAAGCUAAACGCUACUGGCUAUUUAAAAAGGGGGAGAGGCCACGUGAUAUGUCUGUCCCCGACUUACUGUUUCAGUGUAAAUUACGUUAACACAUUGAAUAACGCUACGUGUUUCAAGCCACUUAAUGGCGACUUUAGAUGACACCUAUCUUAAAUAAAAUUUCACUUGAAUGCAGUCAAUUUUCAUAUUAUAUUGAGAAUGUGAUCAACAAACAGCUAUGAGAUAAUUUUUUUUGUCUACUUCAUGUGACAUUUUAGCAAACUUGCAUGAAUGAAAGUAACUGAUUGCCAGAAAUCCCUACACACACUAUGUGGCCAGAAGUAUGUGGACACUUGACCAUCACACCCAUUUGUAGGCCUUCCCAAAACUGUUGCCACAAAGCUGGAAGCACACAAUUAUACAUAAUGUCUUUGUAUGCUGUAGCAUUACAAUUAUUGGAAUACUGGCUGCGCACCAGGCCUUCUCACCUGACAUCAGUGCCCAACCUCACUUAUGCUCUUCUGGAUUAUUGGGUACAAAUCCACACAGCCAUGCGCCAAGACCUACUGAAAAGACUCCCCAGAAGAGUGGAGGUUAUUAUAACAUAAAUGGAGGACCAACUCCAUGUCAAUGCUCAUGGUUUUGGAAUGGGCACAUAUGUUUAAGAUGGUCAGGUGUCCAUAUACUUCUUGUUAUAUAGUGUAAGAGAAAAGAGCUAAGAGCUCUUAGUGUGAAAUCGCAGCAGAUCAAACCACUGUACAAAAUUAGGUAAAUAUUAAAGCGCCUUUAUUAUGCUUUUUCAGAUAUUACCAUUCAUGUAGUGUGUUAUACGGCUGUUUGUGAAUGUAAAACAUCUGCAAAGUUUCAAAAAUCAAAGAGCACGACAAACAGAGUUAUUGACUCCCAAAAGAAAGAACCGAUUCUGAACAGCUGAAUCGAGUCGUCAGUAAUUCCAGACUUACUUCCUGUACUAACCUACGUAGGUUUGUAACAAAAAACCUCGCCUCUGGUCUUCAUUGGCUGCUCCCGAACAGAAGACAUUGUAAAAGCAAAACCACUUUGCAUGGACUCUCAAAGGUUGAGGAUGUAAAGCGUCAGUAGUUAGAAUUAAUUUUUAAAAUGAUACCACAGCAGUUCAAUUCUGACCUUCGUUUGUGUUCCCGUCGUUUCACUGACGACUGCUUCUCAAAUCUAGCUGAAGUCAACGCGGGAUUUACGAAACGAUUAUUCGUUAAAGAUGGGGCCGUACCCACUUUAUUUGUACUAUCUUGUGCCUCUGGAUCACAACCUUAUCGUUACAGAUAUGGAGGAGCUGGUGCAGGAUCUGGUGUCUGCAUUGGAGCAGACCUCGGAGCAGGUUGAGCUGGAUGAUCUGUGGCAGGAGAUGGUGCUCAGGCCACUGCAGCACCGGCGCCAGGUUCGCAGGCGGAGGGGCCGCAAACGACGCUGUGAUUUUGAGCACAGCCUCUGCCUCAGUGAAGCCUCUGAGUCCAGCCUGGAUGAAGCCUUUGUGAGAGAACAGAGACACGGGGCUGCAGGAGCUGUGGCCAUAGCAGCAGGUCCUGUGCUGGCUGCUAACCACAGUGAUUCCGAUGACACGCUGAUUGUCAAGCGCUGGACUCCAUCAUCACUGUCCUUCCGUACCAGACAGCAUUCCUGGCCAGAGUCGGACUCAUUCACAGAGAACACACCAGGAAGACCUCUGCGCAGACGCCGCAAAGUCAAACGCAUGCCACCAAACGUGAAUGUAAACGUGCAGCAGAGAUUUAGAGUGUGUGGAUUGGAGAGAGGUGAACAAACCCAUCGUCAUUGUCACCACCACCAUUAUCAUCAUCAUCAUCAUCAUCAUCAUCAUCAUCAGAGGUCCUAUAAGAAGCAGAGACUGAGCCGGCUAAAAAAGCGCUCUGGGGGCUGGUCUAAGCAGGACAACGGCUCUGUGGGGGCUGGAGUGGGAGGCUUGUCUCAGGAAUGCUGGAAGGACAAGAUCCUGCGCCAGGCCAAGGAGAAGAAAGAGGCGUCUGAUGAGAACAUGUCAGAAUGUGAGACGAGUAGCGUGUGCAGCAGUGAUCCUGGUCUUUUCACCAAUGAUGAGGGAAGGCAAGGUGAUGAUGAACAGAGCGACUGGUUCUUUGAAGGUGAAUGUGCAUCAGGCAUUGGUGUUCAGGGCCUGAUCUCCAGCAGGGAGUCAGAAACAGCCCCCAGAGCCGCUGCACUCGACGCUAUGAGAGAGAACCAUCGCUCGGCUACUUUCCUCCACCCGAGCCAACCCAGUCAGAGAGGUUGUCAUGCUCGUAUAAACCGUUUGCCAGGUGUGACUGCGUGCUGCAUUAGAAAAGGCAGAAGGAGAUUGCCUGCCAAGGAUAAUAAUAUUGCUGCUUGUGUGGACAAGCUGAGGAACUACUCACAUGAUUCCUAUCAGAGGGAGUUUUGGCUGCCCCCCUAUGGGAAGCGAGAUAGAAGACAGCUGAAACCUUUGUGUUCAUUGUCUAUUGGCAUGGGUCCAGACGCCUCCCAUCCAAGAUGCUCCAUAUCUGAAUGUAAAAACAGACAGCGUAGUGCACAUCUAGGAGUGCUGUGUGGAGGAGACAUCAAGAGGCGGAGGAAAACUGUAGCAUUUCCCAAUGCCACUUCAGUCUACCUCCCAUUCCGUAAGGAGGCCAGACGAGAAGAGGCUAACCGAUGCUGUGAGACGACUUUCUCUCCUGGAGGAGAAUGUGCUCUCCCCUUGCCAUCCACUUCACACACACCAGACUUCAUCAAACCAGGGACUUCAUUCAGCAGCCAGAGGGAACACGAGGAUGACUGACACACACUCUCACAUUGGCUGCCCUCUUCAUGGGCACAGCUGCUCAGGGUGGAAAACCUAGACUAGCACUCAGAGAAUAUUGAAGUGAACAGAAAGAACUCUCUGUGACAAAACUUUCUGGAUUAAGUCUUUCCAACCAAGCAACCAUCUUGCAGACAAAAAAAAAAAAAUGCUAAUGCAGUCAAUUGGGUCAAGAUGUAAGCCCAAGGCAGCUAACCCACCAGUCAUCACUCCAUUCAUACUGAUUCCGAUUGAGACUGGAUUUGCCGCUGUGGCUGUAGAAACGCCCACUGGGUUACAGUUUUAAAACUUUUUUUUUUUUUGGUAUGUAUGUUACAGAAGUAGAUCAUCGUGUAGGAUCACUAAAGUCAGAUACGUUACGCCGAUGCAAUGUUCAGAAGAUCGACCACUGAAAGUGGAAACACCCAUGUCCCUUAUUAACAUGAAUAUGAAAUGCUAGAGUGCUCUAAAAAACACUCAUUAGCACAACAGAGCGAGUGUGUGUUCCUGCACCCUCCGGGGGUCUCCACUCCCUGCUUCACAAUCCACAUUCAAAUGUUCAUACAUAAAAGUCUGGUGCAGCACAGCGCCUGCUUAAACGUGCAUUUUAAUUUGAAGUUAUUGUUUCGAUUGCUGUGGUAAAAUGCAGCUGAUGAGUGAUGAGUCUAUUUAACAGAGUCUGGGGUCAGUGUGAACCAGGCAAGUGAUGAUAGCACGAAUUAGUGUAUUAUUAUUAUUAUUAUUAUUAUUAUUAUUAUUAUUAUUAUUAUUAUGAGCAUGAAUUGCUGUAAAUAGUCUAUGGACCAUCUGAGAAUCCUUCAUGUGCUUGUGCUUUUACUAUUGGAAUUUAAUACCUGUUGCUUGCUGGAACCAUUUCUACUUCAGCAAUCAGUAUAAUGAGACUGCGUUUUGCUCCUGUUGACAUUUAUAAAUGGACCGGUGUGGCUGUGUAGACAGCUGUGGGAACUGUAGUGUCCCUUUUUCGCUGUGCGCUUCAUCCGUACGACCGGCUGCCUUGAAUUGACAGAUUGCUUGUUGUAUUUCCUUAUCGUGAUUUUCUCAAUCAUCAAAGCUAUUGCCUCACCUAUCUGUAAUUAGUUGUUACCAUCACAACAUUACCUCAUGAGCCCCUCCUUCCUUCGCAUGCGUGCGGCCUGAAAUGAGUUUCGUCGGUGGGGCAGAAAGUGGGCGUGGGGGGGAUAACAUGACGCGUGCACCCAGUCAAUCACCUCAGCUACAGUUAAGGAAUCCAGUGGGCUGAUGCUCCUCAUAUUUCAUCCUUGGUAAAGAUUACCUGUCGUCCCCAGAGGAGAUGUAUUGAUCUGUUUUCCUUUUUUUCUGCCAGCAAUCACCUGACAAAGGCACCUAGGAGUGCAGAAGUGAGUGAUGCCCGUUCAUGUCUCCACCUACUGUGGUAUAUUUUGGGGUGGGGGUAGGGGUGGGGAUUAUGGGGGGAUUGGUGCCUACUUAAACCUGAAGAUAAUGUCAGCGUAAACCCUGCAUGAACUUGUGCAUCAAGUCAUGACCAACACACUCAGAGCUAUUUUACUUAGAUGAAAUUCAGGUUCUGUUGCUCAACAGUCGGCUGCAGUGGUGUGAACAGGAAUUCAUUUCAGGGGACCAUGUGAAAAUAUGCCAACUAAAUGUAGGAAAUGGUCUAAAUAAAAAUCACAGCAUGUUUUUACAAGUAAAUUAAUACGUGUAGUGCCCUUUUGCAUUUUGGGUGGAUGCCAGACAGCAGGUGGUAGUGUUCGGAAUUUGUCAUUUUAUUGGUAGUCAAUAAAAUAUGAUUAAACAAACAAAGGGAUGCAUUUAACAUCUGGUGCUGUUAAAUAUGGAGGAAUCGUAAUGAUGAUUCUGCUGACUUUUAUGAGCAUCAAAAUAAUACAAUUACUACACAAUAAAAUGGUAUUUGGCACACACACACACACACACACACACACACACACACACACAUAUAUAUAUAUAUAUAUAUAUAUAUAUAUAUAUAUAGAGAGAGAGAGAGAGAGAGAGAGAGAGAGAUAUCCACCCAUGAAAAAGGAACUGUCAUAUUUCAAGUGGACUCCUAGAAUAAUGUUGUUUUUUUAAAUAGUAAGAAGUGUCUGUAUCUGAUUGUAUCUAGUAACGAUGUCGAAUGGAAUUGUGUUAGGGUGUGUUUAUAAAGACUGGCAAUGAUAAAAAAAAAAAAAAAAGAAAAGAAAAGAAAAACAAAAGAAAAUAUCUGAGUAGUUGCAUCCGGUCCAUAAAUGGUACAGUAUUCAGCCUGAGUGAUGUAGGUUAUGAAAUAUCAUACUUAACAUUAUAACAGCAUUUAAAAAGAAAUAAAAUAAAAUUCUUUCUAUAGGAAAAGACGGUGGUACCACUACUGAUAAAAAAUAAAAAUAAAAAAUACUAUUGCAUGUCCUGCUAUAAAUGUAUUGCGGUGUAUACAAUGCCGUAGUGUAAUAAUUAUACAUGUUUAAUGCUUGCUCAUUUGGAUAACUGUUUUGAAAUUCUGCAAGCCAUCUUUACUAUCAACUUUCAGGUAGAUAUUUAACAGAUCUUGUUAACAAUGUAAUACAGUACCCACUGGUCAUAUAUUAAAAAUUGGAUAGGAGAUAUAUAAAUUUGGGCUGUAUUCAGAGUGGAGUUAUGCACGGUUAGUGAAGUUUUUAUCCCUGAAUUGGUAUCCAGAUUUAAGAACUAGUCACAAGUGAUGCGAGAGUUACACAUGCAGGGUGAAGUUUGAAUAAAACAGAGGUGUGGCUCAGUUAAGCGUGAUUCCGACCUUAAACUUAAGCUGUUUUUUUUUUUUUUUUUUUUGCACAAUAUCGGAUUCACAGCUUGAUAUAAUCAGAAUAUGUCAUGGUGUAAUUCAUGUUUUGGGCUGUAAAUACUCUCAGAGAAUUAUGACAUGCAGAUAUUAAAUACAUAAUUAUGACGAUACACCCAGAAAUUCGACUUAAGAAGGCGCAUAACCAGACUCCACAAAUUUCCCUGUGUAAAUAUCCACGUAACUGUUGGACAUAAACUGUCGACUCUGAAUACGGCCCUUACGGUAUAAACAUUUCUUUUACUGAGGGAAUGUUGUGUGGCACACGUGAGCAAAUCUAGUCAGUGUCAUCUGGGCAGCUGUUUCUUUGUAUAUUAAAUCUUGCACAAAGAUAACAUGUUACUACAGUAUAUAUGUAUUAUGGAUGAGAAAGCAUGCAUAUAAAUCUCAGUACACUUGUCAUUGUAUAUCAGUAAGAGCUUAUCGGUAGAUUUGGAAUGAAUUGAAGGAUUGUAAUGAAAAAUAAAACAUCUGAUAUGUGAUUACCUUA
Ictalurus furcatus (blue catfish) is the source of this 6264-nucleotide messenger RNA. RefSeq names its product G patch domain-containing protein 2-like. The record is from RefSeq and is a predicted model, not a curated record. Bases 1394 to 2962 code for a protein of 522 amino acids. The transcript is spliced from 10 exons. Lineage: Eukaryota; Metazoa; Chordata; Actinopteri; Siluriformes; Ictaluridae.